Molecule: messenger RNA, 743 nt
Organism: Moneuplotes crassus
Lineage: Eukaryota; Ciliophora; Spirotrichea; Euplotida; Euplotidae
Source: the annotation of a GenBank genome assembly
AACAAAAUUGAUAAAAUGGAGAAAGCAGUCCAAAACGGAAGCAGUAAAGAACUAGUCAAUAGUCAACCAGAGGAAAAAGUCAAAUCUUCUAGAUCGGAGAAGAAAGUAUCUGAACUGCGGAAAGCACUUAAUGGGUUCCUAAAGAAUUUCAAAUAUGGGUUAUACACAAAAACUUUUACUGCAGUGGCUUUUGGACUUCUUAAACCCAAGAACCUUCUCUCAGGCCUGAUAGGAGUCAUUUCCCAAGAUACCUUCAACUUCUGCAUGUUUUUAGGAACCUUGGUUGGAGGAUACAAGUUGAUCCUAUGAGCUCUGAGAAAAAUCAGAGGAAAAGAUGACGGCCUAAACCCAAUCAUAGCCGGAUUCCUCUCUGGGUUCUCUCUGAUGUUCCAAUCAGGAACUAAGGUUAAAAAGCUGCUGAUAAUGGCAUUCCUUAUGAGAGCUUUAGACUCCAUUGCUCAGCUGCUAGACAAAAAGAACAUUAUCAAAAAGAUAAAAUACUUCGAGUGCUAUAUGUUCGGACCAGUGAUCUCCUUCCUUGUCUAUGUUUACUUCUAUGAAAAGCCUAUCUUUCCGCCAGGUAUCGAUAAAGCCUUCCUGGCUACUGCUGUUCCAUCGAAGCAAGAGUUGGUACAGGCCCAACACAUCUUCUUAAGACAAGGAAUCAGAUGGUUCCCAGGUGUUGUUAAGAAAAUCUAGGAAUAAUUAAAGCUCAUGCGUCAGCAAAAUAAUCAGUUUCAAUA